This is a messenger RNA of Pneumocystis jirovecii RU7, 2469 nucleotides long. RefSeq names its product Elongator subunit ELP2. Lineage: Eukaryota; Fungi; Ascomycota; Pneumocystomycetes; Pneumocystales; Pneumocystaceae. Gene Ontology annotation, cellular component: elongator holoenzyme complex. The record is from RefSeq and is a predicted model, not a curated record. Gene Ontology annotation, molecular function: protein binding. The coding region runs from base 40 to 2469 and encodes 809 amino acids. Gene Ontology annotation, biological process: tRNA wobble uridine modification. The transcript has 10 exons.
UUUGGCAAAAUCUUAACGACACGAUUUUUCAAAAUCACCAUGGAGGAAGGUUUAUGGGCAGCAAUGAUUAGUUCAGGAUGCAAUUCAUCUCCAAAUGUCUCAGACUGGAGUCCUUAUUCAGGUCUUAUUGCUUUUGGAACACAUCAAAAUGUUGCUUUGUACGAUCCUUUUAACGUUAAUUGUAAUGGAAUAUUUGAAACACUCAUAGGACAUACUGGAUCAGUUACAGCUGUGCGUUUUUUUUGGGGGUUUUGUGAUAAAAAAGAGGGAAUUUUAUCUGGAUCAUUAGAUUCUACUGUUAAAAUAUGGAAAAAAAAAACAAAUUGUUUUGAAUGUGUAUAUACUAUUCUUGAGCAUAAGUCUCCUAUUCAUGUUCUUGCAACACUUGCUUCGUAUAUUAUAAUUGGUGCAACAGAUGGCAUGAUAUCGAUAUGGAAAAUUAAUGAUUUAGAUACAUAUGAAUUAUUCAUAGAUAAUAUUCAGGUAAUUAAUAGUGUUAAUAUGUAUCCAUUAUCUAUGUCUCUUCAUGUUUUACCGAAUACUACAAAUAUGUUGUUUACUGUAGGUGGCUCAUCAAAUCUUAUUGAUGUAUAUGUUUCUUCUAUUGUAAAUGGAAAAUAUGUAUUUACAUAUAUAUCCUCUCUUGAUGGACAUAGUGAUUGGGUAAGAAGCUUGGACAUUACAGUUGAGCAGAAAACAGGAGAUUUGCUUCUUGCAAGUGCCAGUCAAGAUAAAUAUGUAAGGAUUUGGAGAAUAGCCCAUAUUUUUGUUUGUGAAAAAGGAGAAACUGCAUCUAAUGAGUUGAAAAAUAAUGAUAAUGAAAUUGAUAUACUUUUAACGAAUAAAAUAUUUAAUUUUUUAGUAGAAGAAGAAAAUAUUAUACAUAAAUAUUCAGUAUCUUUUGAUGCAUUACUAAUGGGUCACGAUGACUGGAUAUUUACAUGUUCAUGGCAUCCAAAUGGAGAACUAAAGUUACUGACUGCAUCAGCAGACACCUCUUUAAUUAUAUGGCAUCCUGAUAAUCAUUCUGGAAUUUGGGUUUCUUUAUGUCGUGUUGGGGAACUUAGCCUUUCGAAAGGUUCUAGUACAGCUACAGGGAGUUUUGGAGGGUUUUUUGGAGGACUAUGGGGUCCAAAUGGUAAAGAUAUUGCUUGUUGGACUAGAAGUGGAGGGUGGAGAAUAUUUUCAAAUAUAAAAGAUAAUUGGAUUGAAAGAAUAUCUAUUACUGGGCAUAUGAAGGCAGUAAAAAGUAUAUCAUGGAGUCCUCAUGGAGAGUUUUUGGUUUCAUCUAGUUUAGAUCAAACUACUAGACUUUUUGCACCUUGGAUUCGGCAAGAUGAAAAUGGAAAAUUACAAGAAACAUGGCACGAGUUUUCAAGGCCUCAAAUUCAUGGUUACGAUAUGAAUUGCGUUAGCAUGCUUGAUACAUGGCAAUUGGUUAGUGGUGCUGAUGAAAAGGUUAUUCGAGUUUUUAAUCCUAUUAAACCUAUUGCACGUUUAAUUUCAAAACUUUCUAAUAUAAAUUAUGAUAAGAAAAUUGAAAAUCUUUCUGAUGCUGCAAAUGUUCCCUUACUUGGUUUAUCUAAUAAAGUUGCAGAUUCUAUAAAUAAUGUUUCAGAAAACAAACUAAAUUCUUCUGACAUUAAAGAUACAUUGAAUUUUUCUGAUAGAGAAGAUUUUAAACAAAAUAUUAUUGAUUUAAAAACACCUCCUUUUGAAGAACAUCUUCAAAUGCAUACACUUUGGCCUGAAGUUGAGAAACUUUAUGCUCAUGGAUAUGAAAUUAUAGCAAUAGCAUCUAGCCACGAUAAAACCUUAAUUGUCAGUACAUGCAAAGCAACUACGUCAGAACAUGCUGUUCUUCGUCUAUUUAAUACGUCUACAUGGCAAGAAAUUUUACCUCCAUUAUCAGCUCAUACUUUAACUGUAACACGAGUUCAAUUUUCAGAAGAUGAUAAAUAUAUAUUAAGCGCAGGAAGAGAUAGAACUUUUGCAUUAUUUGUUAGAACAAGUGAAAAAAAUAUCUAUAAAUUAAUAGAAACAAAAACAGCUCAUUCAAGAAUUAUAUGGGAUUGUUGUUGGGCGCCAAAAACUAUCGGAAAUAUAUUUGUGACUGCAUCAAGAGAUAAGACUAUAAAAAUAUGGAAAUUUGAGACUGAGAAAACAAAAUCUGAAUGUCUUAUUACUUUAAAAUUUCCUGAUGCAGUUACUUCUGUUGAUAUUUGUACUUAUCUGAUAAAUUAUUCAUGUUUCAUGGCUGUUGGUAUGGAGAGUGGAGCUAUUGUUAUUUUAAAAUCUAAUGAAAACGAUAUUUGUCAAUGGAAAAAGGUAUUUGAUAUUCCAAAAACGUUAUUACCAGGAGCAUCUAUAUCUCGACUUCAAUGGCGACCUUUUUUAAAAUUAAAUACACAUUAUCUUGGAAUUGCUAGCGAAGACCAUUCUACAAGAAUAUAUAAAUUUAAACUUUGA